AUCGGCACCGUCGUCUGCACUCUCCCAUCGACAGAUUCCACUGUUCUGCAAUUAUUUUACCCCGCGUUCUUCUUGUACGCACGUCCCAUGUGGGGAGCCAAUUCGGAAAUAUCGAAACGAAAGUCUCUAGGCUACAUUAAAACUGACGACCAUAAGACGAACUCCUAUCGUUGUGUGUAGAUCAGGCUCCGGUGCUCACAUAAUAUGGCCAGAGGCAAGAAGAAGGGCCGUCAGCAGGCUGAUUCUAGUGACGAUGAGCCGAAACAGUCGAUGGCGACGGCCGCUAAUGGAUCCGACGAAGACUUGAAGACCAACAACGCUGCUCAGGCUCCGAAAGCGAAGAAGAAAGAUAAGAAGAAAUCAAAGAAAAAAGCCGACUCGGACAAUGACAGUGACAUCGAUGCUUCGAAAUUCAAAGUCAAGCCCAGUGAGGAGAAGGAUGUUGAUUCCGAGGACGAUAUGAUCGUCGCGAUGAAACCGAAAGCCAAGAAGGAUAAGAAGAAGAAGGCCGGGUUCUCGGCUCUGGCCGUCGAGGAUAGCGACGAUGUUGCGGUUUCAAAACCGAAAAGUGCCUUCUCGGCUUUAAUGGAGGAUCAAGACCUCUCGGACGAUGAGGACUUAGGAGCGCAACCGAAAUCAAAACCACGGACAGGAUUUUCCGCUCUGGCAGACAGCGACGAUGAUGUCAAUGUAGUGAAGCCAGAAGACUACCCGGACUCAGAGGACGAUAAGAAGCAAAAGAAAGAGAAGAAACCGAAAGAGAAGAAAGCCAAGAAAGGCAAGAAGGUUGAAAAGGAACCUACUGAAGAAGAGGAUCUCGAUAAACUGCUCGCUGACAUGAAUAUUGAAAUCAAGGACACGGGCAAGAAAGAAAAGAAAAAGAAGAAGAAAGACGCCAAAAAUCAAGAAGACGGAGCAGCUCAAGCGGGGGCUACGGUCGCAGAUGCCGAUGUCGACAAAACGAAUGACGUCGUAGCACCUGAAGGCGUCCCUGACAGCGCUGCUGGGGACCAAGAUACCAAACCAGAAGGCGAAGAAGGAGCAGGAGGUGGUACAGAAGACAAGAAGAAGAAGAAAAAGAAGAAGAAGAAGGACGAGAAGGAGUCCACCCCGCCUGAUGGCGAAGAUGCGGAAUCUGCGGAGUCGAAGCUCGAUAAAACCAAGCCUGGGAAGAAACCCAAUAAGGCUAUACUCCAAAUGCAAGAAGCUCUCCGCAAGAGAUUAGAGGAAGCCAAGCGACUUGAAGAGAAAGCUCUGGAAGACGAACGACGAGCCGAAGAGGCCGAAAGAUUGAGAGUGCAGAAGCUACUCGAGGAGAAAGAACGCGCGGAGUUGAAAAAACAACGGGAGAGGGAGAAGAGGGAGAAGGCGAAGGCGGAAGGAAAACUUUUGACCAAAGCUCAAAAACAAGCUCAAGCCAGAGCUCAAGCGACGCUUCAGGCGCUGAGAGAGCAGGGCGUGAACAUUCCGGCCGCUGGUGGCGAAAGAGCGUCUGGGGACAAACCGAAGCGAGCUCCACUGACGAGACGCAAGAAGAAAACUCAGGAAGAAAGUCCACCGAAAGACGCAGCUGGAGAGAAGACUGCAGAAAUAGAAACCGACUUGAAGGAUGAACCGAUUACUCCGUCAACCACCGAGAGUUUGCCGUCUGUCGCCGAUGGAAAGGAAGCCGACGAUUCUGAAGAGGACGUCCGGGAAGCAUGGGACGCGACCAGUGAGUCGGAGGCCGAAGCACCGAGCUCGAAACCUCAGACUGAGAAGGCGGAAAGGGUGAAAACGGUGGUCGAUGAGGUCAAGCCCACCCAGAAGAAAGAGGAAUCUUCCGAGGAAGAAGAGGAGUUGACCGAAGAGGAGGAUGAGUCAUCAGAAGAGGAUUCCUCCGAGGAGGAAGAGUCUUCCGAUGAGGAGGACAGCCAAGACGAGGAGGCCGAUAAGCAUGAGCGGCUGCGGCACAAAGUUUUGGAGAGAAUCCGGAAACGCAGAGAAAUUAAUGAGAAGAAUCGCUCGACGUCGAACCUCCGGAGCCCUGUAAUCUGCGUCCUCGGUCACGUCGAUACCGGAAAGACCAAGAUCCUUGAUUAUAUCCGGAGGACGCACGUGCAGGACAACGAGGCUGGAGGCAUCACUCAGCAAAUCGGUGCCACCAUGGUCCCGCUCGACGCGAUUAAGGAACAGUGCAAAGCGGUCAAAGAUUUUGCCAGCAAACCGCUCCGGAUUCCCGGGGCUCUGAUCAUCGACACUCCGGGGCACGAGUCGUUUUCCAAUCUUCGUUCCAGAGGAUCGUCUCUCUGUGAUAUGGCUAUUCUCGUCGUAGACAUCAUGCACGGCCUCGAACCUCAGACCAUCGAAAGCAUAAAUCUCCUGAAAGCCAAACGAACUCCGUUUGUUGUCGCGUUGAACAAAAUCGAUCGGCUGUACGACUGGAAGUGCAACAAACAUAAGGACAUCGUCGACGUCUUGGCCAAUCAGGCAUCAAACACGAAGCAGGAGUUCGACAAACAUACCGAUUUAGUCAUUACUCAGUUCGCCGAGCAAGGUCUGAACGCUGCCUUGUUCGACAAGAAUCCCGAUCCGAAGACGUUCAUUUCUCUCGUUCCAACAUCAGCCUUCACCGGAGAUGGGAUGGGAAACCUCAUCUCACUCGUCAUCGAGCUGACUCAAAAGAUGUUGGCUAGUCGUAUCGCUUACUCAGAUGAGCUCCAGGCCACCGUUUUAGAGGUGAAAGCCAUCCCCGGUCUCGGGACCACCAUCGACGUUAUCGUGGUCAACGGAGAGCUGAAAGAGGGUGACACCAUGGUCCUAGCUGGUCACGACGGACCUUUCGUGACUCAGAUCCGAUCGCUUCUGAUGCCUCAACCACUGAGGGAACUGCGUGUGAAAAACGCCUAUCAGGAGUUCAAAGCUAUCAAAGGAGCCCAAGGAGUCAAGAUCGCGGCCAAGGAUCUGGACAAAGCCAUCGCAGGUCUCAAUGUUCUGGUGGCGCAUAACAACGACGAGAUCGAGUUCCUCAAGGAGGAAAUUGCUCGUUCGUUGAAAGAAGUCAUGGGCAGCUUCAAACUCCACGAUAAGGGAGUUUACGUCCAAGCCUCGACUCUAGGAUCUCUCGAAGCGUUGCUAGUUUUCUUAAAGGAUUCGAAGAUUCCGUAUUUCGGCAUCCGGAUCGGUCCCGUAGUCAAAAAAGAUGUGAUCAAGGCAUCUGUUAUGCUGGAACACGACAGUCAGUACGCGGUGAUCCUAGCCUUCGAUGUCAAGGUCGAGCGAGACGCGCAAGAGUUGGCCGACCACACCGGAGUGAAAAUCUUCUCAGCUGACAUAAUAUAUCACCUCUUCGACAAAUUCAUGGCUCACAGAGAGGAGCUCCGUCAGAAGAAACGAGAAGAGUUCAAGAACAUUGCAAUUUUCCCAUGCAAAUUGCGGAUUCUACCCCAGCACAUUUUCAAGACGAGAGAUCCCAUCAUAGUAGGGGUUAUGGUUGAAGCCGGCAUUGUCAAAUUAGGGACACCGAUUUGUGUACCUAGCAAGGGAAACAUCUGCAUAGGCUCUGUCGCCAGCAUACAAGUCAAUCAUAAACCGCAAGAGACGGCCAGGAAAGGUGAAGAGGUCUGUAUACGUAUAGACAAUACGACAGCCGAAGCACCGAAGCUGUACGGGAGACACUUCGAAUACACAGACAUGUUAUGCUCGAAAAUCACUCGGGAGUCCAUAGACGCUUGCAAGGAUUACUUUAGAACUGACUUGACGAAACAAGACUGGGCGCUGAUGGUCGAGCUGAAAAAAGUUUUCCAGAUUCUUUAAUAAUUGAUCACUCCUGGAUCAUGCCGUCACUUAUUCAGCGGGUGGGCGCAGGAUUGUUUUGCGUGGUCGCUUGUGGAUUGAGCUGCGCUUGUCAGGGUUCCGAAAAGAAACACCGCUCUCUCGAGCAGUGAUUCCGAGGCGAGCUUCGUGUGUAGGGGAUCAUCUCGGUGUCUCACCAUGACGAGGUCCCCACUACCGGAAGCUGCGAGCGUAAAUGAGAUCGAGAAUGAGCCAAGUUGUAAAGAAGAUGUUCGAGAUAUAUUGGAGUCUUAUUCUGAGCGUUGACUUUUUCCGAGAGAAUAGGAACUCAAAUCCAUAUUUUUCUUGGGAGAGCGAGCAAAAUUUUGAGAUGUCGAGGAGUCGGGACUGAAUCAAUAAAUGUUGCAUUGUCUUU
This is a messenger RNA of Galendromus occidentalis (western predatory mite), 4189 nucleotides long. RefSeq names its product eukaryotic translation initiation factor 5B. Gene Ontology annotation, molecular function: GTPase activity; GTP binding; translation initiation factor activity. Gene Ontology annotation, cellular component: cytoplasm; mitochondrion. Lineage: Eukaryota; Metazoa; Arthropoda; Arachnida; Mesostigmata; Phytoseiidae. The record is from RefSeq and is a predicted model, not a curated record. Gene Ontology annotation, biological process: translational initiation.